Messenger RNA from Microdochium trichocladiopsis, 498 nucleotides. RefSeq lists its product as uncharacterized. Lineage: Eukaryota; Fungi; Ascomycota; Sordariomycetes; Xylariales; Microdochiaceae. The transcript has a single exon. Bases 1 to 498 code for a protein of 165 amino acids. The record is from RefSeq and is a predicted model, not a curated record.
AUGUGCAAGGCUGAAGAGGCGUGUUCGGAUUCCGACAAGGCUGUCUCGGUCAGUCAUUUACAGCAAGAACGCCAGCUCACAAGUGCCUGUGUGCGGAAGGCGUGGGAUUGCGAGGGAUUCUCCCCGUCACCAGUGUCGCUUAGGCUCGUCAGCCAAGCAGGCCAAGCUUUGGCACACAAGAAAGCCAAGUUUGCGCCGAUCCUUUGUCUAUCAGGGCAAGGAUGCCCUUCCUCGCCCCAAGCACGGGGCCGAACCGCAUGGGUUGCACACCCUCCCCCGAAGCAGCUGGACCCCGUCACUGGCUCAAUCCAGGGCCCUCGUCGCUCUUGCAUCGCUGCUAACACCAACACGGCCCAUGCGGGUACCAUGUCUGCCACUGUUCUCGACUGGUUACAUCAUAUGCGUCGUGGGGCCCAGAAGUACCCGUUUUCCGCGCCGUGUCGCCCGGUGAGCACAUCCUAUCACAACAGCACUACGGGCGAUGGCGCAAUCCGCUAG